GUUUUUAUGAAUGAAUUUCAUUACACAUUAGGUUAUUGUGAAUGAGUUGUAAAAAACCAAUUGAUUCACACAAUUGUACUGAUUGUGAGAUAAUCGGUGGUAACGGUUAGGUCUUGGGAUCAGUUGACCGGUACUAAUGGCUGUCAUAUCGCGAGGGCUGUAUCUGUCGGUCACUUCUGGAGCGUUGGCGGCGACGGCCUCUGUGUUCGGCAAACUAGCGAUGAGUCCAUCCAUUUGUUGCCAUCUCUUCAACGCUUGGUAUCAAUUGAUUGGUGUCUUCAACGAUGGCAACAAUUGGUGCCACUCUUCGGACACAUCACUCAUGUUGCGCUCAUUCCAAGCGGUGAUGUUUGUGGCGAUGAUUAUCACAAACCUCUUAAUGUGGACUCAAUUCACGAAAGCACUCAAAGAGUACACCAAUUCAUUGCAUGUGAUUGUUGUCAACACUUCCACUAACUUUUUUCUCACUGUAAAUAACUUUUAA
Medioppia subpectinata is the source of this 484-nucleotide messenger RNA. Lineage: Eukaryota; Metazoa; Arthropoda; Arachnida; Sarcoptiformes; Oppiidae. The record is from the annotation of a GenBank genome assembly.